Bombyx mandarina (wild silkworm) is the source of this 3891-nucleotide messenger RNA. Its product is annotated as guanylate cyclase 32E. Gene Ontology annotation, cellular component: plasma membrane. Gene Ontology annotation, molecular function: peptide receptor activity; ATP binding; protein kinase activity. Gene Ontology annotation, biological process: cGMP biosynthetic process; receptor guanylyl cyclase signaling pathway; protein phosphorylation. The record is from RefSeq and is a predicted model, not a curated record. NCBI's taxonomy places the organism in Eukaryota, Metazoa, Arthropoda, Insecta, Lepidoptera, Bombycidae.
CGGACGAAAGUAGUCGUGAGCUCAGCACCCGCUAUUUUUGCGGAAAUACUUCGCAAAAUGGCGGGAAACUAAGUGAACAUUCUACAUAAAAUGACAUUAAUAAUGUAUUUAAAAUUGGACGAUUUUAGAUUGAUUACUUGUUAAAUAAAAUUCAGAAGUGAAAGUUUCGUAAAUUAGGAAAUCAUGAAAUCCUCGAUGCGGACGCUAUUUCGUUUCAGUCUGUGUGUCGUGAUGAUGUCUCUGAAAGCCUCUAAUGGAGAGAAGUUUACACUUGGUUACUUAACCGGAUCACAACGACGUCCCGGAGACUUCACGUACCCUAAACCAGGAAUAAUGAUUUCAGGUGCAAUAUCAAUGGCUGUGGAUGAAGUUAACAAAGAACUAUUGGGGCCGAUGGGACAUUCCCUGGACUUCGUUGUAGCUGAAACAUACGGACAAGAAGAAGAAUCUAUACGCCAGGUAGCAGCUUUGUGGGCGGCUAAUGUGUCUGCGUUCAUCGGUCCACAAGAGACGUGUGUGCACGAGGGCCGCAUGGCCGCCGCUUUCAACUUACCCAUGAUUAGCUACUACUGUCGGGACGUGGCCAACUCAAACAAGCGUGUUUACCCGACGUUCGCUCGCACCAGGCCCUCAGAUGUCGACAUAUCACGCUCCGUGGUCGCCGUGCUGAAACAUUUCAAUUUCAUGCAUGUGGCCUUUGUUUACUUGAAUGCGCCAAAUCACGAUUAUACUCGACUUGCUUAUGCCAUAAAACAGGCAGCAAGAGAGAAACAUAUAUCCGUACGUGCAAUCCAGGCUUAUACGCACCCUUAUUACUAUGAAAAUAAGGAAGGGAACUUUUCCCGUAAUCCGUUUUUGGAUAUCGUGCGAGACACAUAUAAGGAUACAAGAAUUUACGUGUCUGUGGGGUACUAUCAUGAUCAUAUAGCCUUGAUGCUGGCGCUAGACACGCUCCAGCUGCUAGAUUCAGGAGAGUAUGCCGCUAUUGGGGUCGACGUCGAAAAGUACGAAUCUAACGAAGCUGUCCGGUAUCUGUCCGGGCCUUUGCUGAAAGAGCCAAUACCAAGAACUCUGCGCGCGUUUCGUUCAUAUCUUGCAGUCGCGCCGUCUCCGUCACCAUCUUACCCUGCUUUUGCUUUAGAAGUGAACAGAAGGUUGCAGAUGCCCCCGUUCAAUUUUAACAAUCCGCUGCAAUUCCUUGGUGGUGGGAAAGUGAUACCCGUUGAAGCAGCAUGGCUUCAUGAUGCCAUAUGGGUAUAUGCUCGCGCUUUGGCUGAUACUCUGAGGUCCGGAGAAGAUUCGCGGGACGGCAGAGCUAUAGCAUCUCGAAUGCUGAACACUACCUACAAAAGCGUUAUGGGUUACUGGGUGCAUAUGGAUGAAAAUGGCGACGCUGAAGAUAACUACACCCUGCUGUCCAUUGACCCGAGUAGACCGCCAGGACUCUACCCGCUCGCUGUGCUACAUAAAUCUUAUCCGGAAGUACGGUUUUUGCGUGAACUGGAAUGGCCGGGCGGACAAGCACCGCUUUCGGAGCCGCCUUGCGGUUUUAGGGGAGAAAAAUGCGUCAGCCACAUCGGAGCCUGGGCUCUGGGUGCAUCGGGCGGGACUCUAGCAUUGCUCGCACUAGCUGCUCUCGCCUUGUAUCGGGGUUGGCGUUACGAGCAAGAAUUAGACUCACUACUUUGGAAGAUAGACUUCAGGGACCUGCACCUUCCUGACAAAGAACAGCGAGCCAACAAACUGAAUAGCAGCGCGGUGGCUCACAUCAACAAUACGACAAACGCCGCUGGUAACAACGAGAAGAAUGGAGGAGGCAGCACCGGCGGGGUUCGCUCAAGUCAGGUGUCACUAAGUUCGAACCCCGACCUAGACUUCCGUUACUCGGCGAUCUUCACUGAAGUAGCAUUCUACCGCGGCAGACUCGUCGCUGUCAAGCGAGUUAGACGACACCACAUCGACAUCAAUAGAGAAAUCAAAAAGGAACUUAAAAUUAUGCGGGACCUUCAACAUGACAACAUAAACGGGUUUGUGGGAGCGUGUAUCGAACCUCCCAAUGUAUGCGCUUUGUCGGAAUAUUGCACGAGAGGUAGUCUUAAGGAUAUACUCGAAAAUGAAGAUAUUAAACUCGACAACAUGUUUAUAGCAUCUUUAGUUGGCGAUAUUAUUAGGGGUAUGAUAUUUAUUCACGAGUCACCGCUGCAGUACCACGGGUCUCUGCGUCCGUCUAACUGCUUGGUGGAUGCUCGAUGGGUAGUCAAGCUCUCUGACUUUGGAUUGAAGGAGUUCAGGAGAGGAGAGCUGCCUCCUUCAGAACCAACGGCGUUGAGGUCGCAUGUCGACAGUCUAGUUUACCUGUCGCCGGAGUUGCUCAGAGCAGCCGGUUGGGGCAAGGACGGUCCGGCCCGAGGCCCUGACCAGCACGGGUCGGCGUCGGCGGACGUGUACGCGUUCUCGCUGGUGCUGUACGAGCUGCACUCGCGACGCGGGCCCUUCGGAGCGGACGCGCCGCCCGCGCCGUGCCUGCUGCGCCGCCUCGCGCUGCCCGACCCCGCGCCUUACAGACCUCCACUAGAAGUACUAGCAGAUAGAUUUGAUUGCGUUCGGGAAUGUUGUUGCGAAUGCUGGGCAGAGGAUCCGGCUACCAGACCGGACUUCAAAUCUAUCAGGACUAGAUUGAGGCCGUUGCGUAAAGGAAUGAAACCAAACAUAUUCGAUAAUAUGAUAGCCAUGAUGGAGAAAUAUGCGAAUAAUCUAGAAGCUCUAGUUGACGAGCGAACUGAUCAACUACAAGAGGAGAAAAAAAAGACUGAGGCCCUGCUAGAGGAAAUGUUGCCAGCGCCCGUGGCGGAGCAGCUGAAGCGCGGGAAGCGAGUGAUGCCAGAGAGUUAUGAUUCCGUUACUAUAUACUUCAGCGAUAUCGUGGGGUUCACAGCCAUGUCCGCGGAGAGCACACCGCUGCAAGUUGUGGACUUCCUAAACGACCUCUACACGUGUUUCGACUCAAUUUUAGAAAACUUUGACGUGUAUAAAGUAGAAACUAUCGGGGACGCCUAUAUGGUGGUAUCGGGUUUGCCGAUUAGAAACGGCAUUAUGCACGCAGGAGAAGUGGCGUCAAUGGCCCUGGCCCUUUUGUCAGCAACACGUGCCUUCAGGGUCCGGCAUCGACCAGAGCAUCGGAUAAUGCUGCGUGUCGGCAUUCAUUCCGGUCCGGUUUGCGCGGGCGUCGUUGGUUUGAAGAUGCCGCGAUACUGUUUGUUUGGCGACACUGUGAACACGGCCAGUCGCUUGGAAUCAACGGGAGCACCACUCAAGAUUCACUGCAGCUCUGCGUGUAAAGCGCUGUUGGAUCAGCUGGGCGGAUACAUAUUGGAAGAGCGAGGGCUGGUGUCGAUGAAGGGCAAGCGCGACCAGCUGACGUACUGGCUGGGCGGGGAGCAGGACAGCGCGCGCGCGCGGCGCCGGGAGCGGGCCGCCGCGCCGCCGCCGCACGCGCGCGGACAAAGGAGCUCGCUCAAAACUAAGAACUGGAAGAACCAAGUCGGGGGCUUGCACAGAUGCUGCAGUUUGGAAUCUCCGAAAAAGCUUCGUUUCGCUUCUGGCAAUCAUCUUGAAUCUCAUAACGACAAUGUCAUGCAUCACAGAAGCGACGAAUAUCUAAUGGAGAUGAUCGGCGAGAGUAGGCUGGUUCCAGGCGGAGACCUAUUGGAAGCCCCCAGCCUUCGGCAAGAACAAACGAGCGUCUCGUGCCCCAUCAUCGAGCACACGGAAGCGCCCGCGACGGCGCCUCCUCUGCCGGACGUGAAGCCGUGCGACAUUAAGCUGGUCAUCAACGGGUGUUCGUUCGCAGAGCGCGACGGCGCCGGCGUCCCGCUACUGGCGGACGCCUGA